Molecule: messenger RNA, 19882 nt
Organism: Coregonus sp. 'balchen'
Lineage: Eukaryota; Metazoa; Chordata; Actinopteri; Salmoniformes; Salmonidae
Source: the annotation of a GenBank genome assembly
UACUGCCUGGACGUGAUCUUCGUGUUGAACAUCAUCUCACGCUUUUACAUUGGAUAUGAAAGUAAUGGUGUAGUCAUCAUUGAUUCCAAACCAGUGCAGAGAAAAUAUCUCCGAACAUGGUUUAUCAUGGACCUGUUGGCUGUUCUUCCCUUUGAGACUCUGAGAUAUGCUUCGCCUGAAUUGCAUUUUAUGCAUAUCAAUCGAUGUCUAAGAGUCUUACGGCUGUUUGACAUAAUAUGUAAGUUUCUUGAUUUCAUUUGAUUGUUUUAUUGUACAAUAAUGAUGACAAUAAUCACUACUGUAUUUGUAAACCACCUAAAGCCCUAACUAAAAAAAAAAAAAGAAUGGUACAUGUUCAUGAUUAACAUAAUGACAACAAGAUAAAAUGACAGAAUCCUAUUUACUGUGGCAAAAACAGCUAGCUUAAUUUAUAUUGUAAAAAUUAUUCCAAAACUGCCAAUUAAUCCAAUCUUAACCUUAACUGUCUCAUAUUGUUUCAAUUAAGCGUCCUUUGGAAAAGAACCUGACACCAACAAGAUACAUGUUGCAGUCCUGAAAUCCUUUUCUAUUGUUGUCCUCUGUGUUCAAGUCUCUGCGUGUGCCUGGUGAGUUGGCCUUUUAGUCAGAAUUACAUGGCACUUCAAACCACCCACCAUUCAAAAGCCCCUUUACAAGUAAGACUGUAUGACAUGGUUUUUCCUUCAGUCUCAAGAUGAAAGAGAAAAGACUUGCAUUUAAAAAGUUGACUUCCUUAUUAUCUUCUUUAUGUUGGCAUACUAGGUACAAUCAGGCAUGUACAGCUGCUCAUGGUGACCAUCCAAGGGAGUGUCCAAAAGAGGAGAACUGGUUACAGCUGUUGCCAGAGUGUACGUUUUACAGUUUUUUUUCCUUUGCAAAAUGAGGUAGUUCGCUAGGUGCAGGGCUCUACAGUGCAACCAUUUUACUCACAUAUGCGCCUAAAUAUUUUGCUGUGCGACCUGUAAUUUUCAUGUAGGAGCACCACAGGUCAGCAUAGAGCCCUGAUGUAGAGCAAAAAAUGCUCUAAUGACUGGAAACAGAGAUUGGAUUUGCUUCAUAAGUGUUGAUCAACGAUGUAAACCCAUCAUUGGUGUUGAUAAACAUGUUGAUGACACUAAGAUGUUAAUAAAUGUAUCAUUGUAGGUGCAUUUAUGAAUGAGUCACUGUUAGGUAUUGAAUUAAACAUCUUUUCUUAAAGUUUCAACCAAUUUGACUGGAGCAACAGAUUUGGAGUUUUAUGCCACGUCACUAUACUGGUCUGCAAUAACUCUAGGUUCUGUGGGGUAAGUAAGGUGCUUUUAAGUGGGUUUAAAUCUAUUUCUUUUUUUACCAGUACCACUUGGAUACAGUGAGCGAUGUUAGACAAAGGCUAUUAAACAUCACAAAAUAACCAUCUAGACUACCUAUAACCACAGGGAUGCUUUGUGACGUUCUUAAUGCAUCUGUGUUCCUCUGUAUUUGCAUGAGUUCGUUUUUGACGGGCACAGGUGUUUUGUAUUGAAUGCUUUAGAAUACUGGUCAUUUUUCAUAAAGAACUGUGAAAGUAUAAUAAUAUUUAUAUUUUCUUAGCUAUGGAGACAUACAUGCUAUGAAGAUCCCGGAGGUUACGGUUGCCUCACUGGUGAUGGUGGUUGGUUUAUUUGCCUUUGGAGUAAUCGUGACUGGAAUGAGCUCCAUCAUAAGCAAUCUGGAUGCCCGGAGAGGAAGGUUUCACCAUCGAAUGGAGUCCAUUUGUCUUCAUAUGGUAUAUCUCAACACCCAUUGAUAUAAAUAAUUGAUAAUCGUGAUAAAAACAACAGCUUUUAUUUUUAUUUUUCCAGAAACAAAUGGAAUUGCCAGAGGAAGUACAAACAUGGGUGCACAAAUAUUACUAUGAUCUGUGGACGCAUCGCAAAGGCAGUAUAAUCGCUGGACUACUGGAUGACCUUCCUUUUCCUCUACAUUCAGAAAUAUCCUCUGCUUGUUACAAACCUCUGAUGAAAAAGGUGAGAUUUCUUUUAAUGUGUUGCUUGGUUUGGUCAGCCAUGUAUGAUCCUUAUAGUACUAAGAUAAAGUCUGAUGCUUUGACUGUUGAGACAAUGAUUAUUUAAAUGUUUUGUAUUCUCUUCCAGACAACCUUGUUUCAUGAUACCGAAGAUGGCUUUAAAAGAGCUUUGUCACUUAAAUUCAACACGUACACAUACAGUCCUGGACAAAUUUUGGCAAAGCCUGGAGAAAUCAAUCAAAAUGCCUACUACAUUGAACAUGGAGUGGUGCAGGUACAUUUAGUUUAUUCUAUGAAUAUCAGCAGUCAUCACUUUGAUCACAACAUGAUCAAACAUGAUUAAACUAGUUAGUACCAAACUUGAAUCGAUCAUCCAAAUCUGUACAAAAACUAAAGUGAAAAUGUAUAGUCCUAUGCUGUAAACAUUGAGUGUCUAACCAAAUUUAGAUUUCCGUAUUUCAAAAUGAAUUUAUUAUAAAAUUGCUUUUGUUUACAAAUUAUGAUGCCCUCCUUACAGGUAUUAGGAGAUAAUCAUUGUGACAAAAUUGCCACUUUGCUGCCUGGAUCGUUAAUUGGAGAGGUAUGGCAAAGAGCAUCACCUCUGUUUGAUAUUUUGAAUUUUUUAUAAAAAAAGAUGUGUUUGUAAGCUAUUCCAUGGGUUUAUGCAUGAUGUGUGUGUAAAAUAUGAUUAUUGUCCUUCAAGGCUUAUCUGAUGUACAGAAUUCCGAGAAACACUACGAUUUGUGCAGCAACAUUAUGUGAAAUUUGUGUGUUGGAACGCAGAGAUCUUCUUGCAUUGUUUGCAGAUUACCCGGAAGGUAGGUAUACUUUUUUAAAUCACUUAAACAUUUUGAUAGAACAAACCAGAUUGUUUAAUGUAGUGUACAUCCCUUGAAAUCUGUUCUUUGAAAUCUGUAUUUUCUGUGACAUUACAAAUACCGUCAUAUUGCAAAAUAAAAUAUCUUCAACAGCUGGUUUGAAGAUAGCAAGAACAGCUCAAAAACAGCUGCAUAAUGUUAAGCAUCCUAUUAGGGAAGCCUUUGCGCUAGGAGUGGCAUCGAACCCCCAGAAUGUGGUUUUUCAGAAGGAUUUAAGUGUAAAUCUGCUGGUAAGUAUGAGUUCUAUCACAGGCCAUUUCAUCCAGUGUUCAUUCUUCAGCGAUGUAAAGUGUAUUUGAGGAAAAUAGACUUGGCAUGAUGUUAUUGUAUUUACAACUGAUUAUUUUCCAUUUCAGCCAAGGGAUCAGAAGAUUUUUACAUUGUUUAUGGAAUAUUUUGCAAACCAGUCCCACAAUAUCUCUUCAUCAGUUAAAACAUCUACAGACGUGAAAAGGGUAGGUUAGAUGAACGAAGCAAAUUGCUCAGAAAUAAGAGAAAAUGUAUUUGAACUGUAAAUCCUUCUAUGAGUGCUUAAUAUAUUCAUGUGUUGUUCCCAGUCUGUUUGGAUGAGAACUAUUCGACCAGAUGGCAUGUUUGCUCAGAAGUGGGAGGUCUUCAUGUUUUGGUGUAUCACCAUUUCAAUUUUUAUUGAAACAUGGGUACUUUUUUUCACCAACAACCUAGACACAAAGGGUGAGUCGUGUUGGAAUUUUUCAAUGACCUGAUUUUCCAGACCACCACUAGAACAACCGUAAACUCUUUUGUUGGAAGAAAUGCAUCCACCACUAAAGGUUAGCGAGUCCUUAAUCUAAAAUGAAUCGAUUACUGAAAAUUGUUUUGUGAAGUUUAUUUUUAUGGCUUUACAGGCUUUCACAACGAAGGAUGGGGUGUGCUCUAUCUUACAAUCAGCUCAUUGGUUGAUGUUUUUGCCAUUAUUGACAUAUUUGUGAACCUCCGCACAGAAGUUUUUACAAAAGAUGGUAAUGUGUUGAUCUUCGUUGUUUAUAGAAAAGUCACUGUUAUCUGAUAUGUUCAAUACUGCUGCCAUAUCACUGAAUAGAAAUACGCAUGUGAUUUCUGGUUUAUUUUCUCUGUGAACAAAGGCUAUCAAGCUGACGUAAUGGGUAUUUUUGACAACUAUCGAAGAUCUUGGAACCUGUAUUAUGACGUCCUGGCUGUUUUCCCUUUGGACAUUUUAUCGUUUGCAAAAAGUGGAGAAUCACAUUGGAGAGUUUUAGGCUAUGUCAGAUGGAAUCGUCUUAUUUGGAUUCGGAAGGUGAAGUAACAAGUUUAAUGCUUUGAUUUUAUUUGACACAAAUUGCCAAUCUUGAGCUGCCUGUGUCUCAUGGUUUUUAUGACCGUGUAGGUCAUUGUGAGGCUGAACCUGAACACCAAUGUCCUUACAUUCCAGAUUUAUUUGUUUUUCAACAAAAACGAAAAUGACAUGGAUAAGAACCUGUUUGAGCAAAGAACGGCAAAAUGUAUUUUCCUCAUGAUUUUCUCUGUGCACUGCUGCUCUGGAGUAAUGUAUCUCACAGGCUGCAAAGACUUCAGGUAAUAUUCCAGCCUUAAAAAAAAAAAGACAAUGGGUUGGAAGUGUUAAUGACUUCUGUUUCAAUCGAUGCAUUGACAAAUAUUUUUCCAUCUUUCCAUAGGUGUGAUGAAGAGUCAUGGGCCUGGAACACAGGACUGAAAGCCAGCCAGAGCAACUUGUAUCAUUAUAUGAUUGCUGUUUAUUGGACAACAACAAGCAUGACAACCACUGGUAAGAUGAAGUCCACCCCACUCAGUAUAAUACAGUACAGUGCCCAGUGCCUUAAACGUUUCAUAACUGAAUAUUUUUCUCUCAGGAUAUGGUGACAUUGUUCCCAGCACUAUGAAAGAGCGACUUACUGCUGUAUUUGUUUGCUUCAUUGGCUUGUUUGUCUUUAACUACAUCAUCAGUCAAGUCUAUGCCACAUUGGCCAGUCAGAAUGCUGCCAGGUAAAUAUUUUUCACUUUUGUGUGGUUUUUAAACUUGAGUGUGUAUUGAUGUGCAUUGGUUUAUAACAACUAAGCAAGACUAUCUUUUCUCCAGGGUUACAUUUCAGAAUCUCCUCUCAGCCAUGACUAACUUCAUGGAAAGCCAUGACCUUAGUUUAUCACUUCAAACAAGGGUCACUGAGUAUAUGAGUCUUCUUUGGUCAAAGUAUCAGUAAGUUUGUUUUCAAGUUUUUCCAAAUAUAUCUCAGAGGCCAUUCCUUUCAUUAGACCAAAGAUGUAUUAUUAUUUUUGACGUUUCAGGGGUCAAGCAUACCCUGGAGGCCAAUUUUUAAUGCAUGACUUGCCAAUCGAACUUCAACAGAUUGUCCUGAUGAAAGAGAGAGGAAGGUUCUUGUCAAAGGUAUCAUACUUUUUUGUACAGUAUGUACCGGUAUGCUGAUAAAGACAGGCAUAUCCAAUAUUAUGUAGUUAGGGGGAAAAAAACAUUGCCGACUGUUUAUAAAGGAAUUUGAUUUUUCAUACAGCUUUAACUUAAUUUACAAUCAUAACGGGUGACACUGUGUUAUACUUGUAAUUAUGUUUUUGAGUCAUUUAUUUAUUUUUCAUUGCAACCAUCAUCCAUUUUAUACGGCAUAAUCAACCUAUGUGUACAUGAAGACCCCCAUUUAUUUUUUUUCAACAGAUUCCUUAUUUCGAGCAAGCUGGACAAGCGUUCAUUCGGGAUCUCGCAUCAACCUCUGUCAUGUAUUUCUUUCCCAGAGGGGAGAUCAUCCAGUACAGUGAAACUAUUACCAGAGAGCUAUUUUGCAUUCGAAAAGGGACUUGCCAGGUUUGUAUGAAAGAGUUAUGCUUGUAUGAAUUAUACAUAAUGUGUAUUCACAUUAUACAGUUACUCUCCCCCCCCCCAUUUGUUCUAGUUUUUACAAGUAAAUCCUUUGAUUUGAUUUUCAAGAUUCUAAGUGAUGACUUGUCUGAAAUUGUUGGACUCUACGGUGAAGGAAUGUAUUUCGGGGAGGUAAUAUUUACAAAGACAUUUGCUUAAGCAAAGUUUUGAUUUACUACUUUCAUUCAUAUUUGGAAUGUUACAUUGAAUACUCGUUGGAUCUAAUUUCAGGCUGGAUUUUUGUUUGGAAAACAAGCUACAAUGACCGUCCGUGCAAAGACUCACUGUGAGAUCAUAGUGAUCGAUUUUGACAAAGUUAAAGCAGUUCUGGAGAGAUACCCGGUCAUUGAAAGGUACAUCUAUUUGAACACUUGGGGCUCUAUUUUCGGCUGGUGUUAAGGCGACGCUAGUGUCAAACGGCACGUUAGUUUGCAAUUUCGUAAUGUAAAAACUGGCGCACUGGCAUUUUCCAGCCCUAAAGCCAGGUUCGGCAAUUUACCUGUCUUAUAUCAGCUCGCUUGGGCUCAGAUGGGAGGGGUAGAAAUAUUUGAGGUGUGUCCUUAAAAACAUCCAAAGUGCUAAUUUGAGGCAGCGCUGAUAGGGAUAAAGCUGGUUUUAGCAGUAACGCAGUUGGUUAUGGCAUGGAUUUUGACAGCGGAAACACAGCCUAUCAAGCUGUGACGCAUACUGCCCAUAUGCGCAUGGAACAAGAGUAGCCUUUAUACUUCAUAUUUAGAAACAUUAAAAAUAUAUAUGUUUCUUCCCAUUUCGUUUUAUUUGGUUAAAACCAAGCAUAACCUCCCCUGCUCUCAAUGAAGGCUUGUAUUUUUGUCCUGCCCAAUGCAAUCGCGAAGUAGUCAAGACUGUCGAUAAAGUGUUUGGCUCCUGAGACCACUUGGAAAUAAAUCUUAAUCACCAAAGCUUUAUUAAUAUAUCAAGUUUGAGAGGAGUAAAACAGUGAGCUGACGUUCCCUUUUUAUCUAUGCAUUGUAGGCAGGCCCACAUUAUGUUAGCCAUGCAGGUCCCGUUUUGGACGUGCUUAAAACCCCCUACAUGAUAUAGGCUACGUGUCCAUGCCCAUCAUGAAACGAGAGAUGAGAACCUCUGUGAAUACCAGUGAACCUCAAAUUUAGAAGUUGUCUGUAAUCUGUAACAGUUGCUUGUUUUCCGUUUGAUAUGUUCAAAACCCAAGCCGUCCUUUAGGCCUACAAUAAAGAGGAUGGUUCAACCGCAAUGCGUGUCUUUUUUAUCCUGGUCAUUUUAUGAUAUCAUUGUAUUUUACAUUUAUUUAUUGUUGUUUAAAAAAAGCUCAGAAUGCUUGUUUUUUGUUUAAUUUUAUUACAACCAAUAUUAUUAGAAUGAUUCACCCUCCUGGUUACAACGUCAGUGGCGCGCAUGCAACGCAACUUCUGGAGAUGUGUGAAUGCGAUCUGAUCUGUAAAAUGGUUCCGAUUAUGUUCAUAAAGCGUAGCACUAUAUGGGAGCAGUAUAACGGUGAGUGGACAUUCUCCCUUUCUCUUUAUACUGGAUCUUUGAUCAGCUACUGUGAACACUGGAUGUGCGUAAAGUCCUCCAUAGUCUGCGUUUUAAUAUUAUAUGUCCACGGGGAGAAAUGAUGGUGCCUCUAAGUGUCACAUAGCCUAUUUAAAACAAGUUGUUGUUUUGUUUAGAAUUUUAUUAGAAUUAUUUGUUCUCUUUUUAGCCCUUAUCAAAAAUGAAUUGAAUCUUGCUUAUUGACAAUGUUUGGCAAGUCCAUGCUCAGCCAUAAUUAAAUGUACAGUAGGCCUAGCCCUUUAGAACAACGUGGACUGCAAAUGGGUUCAAGUUAAUGUAUUUAGGUCUACAUUUUGUUAUUUUGUUUCUGUAAGCCAUUUAACAAACUAACGGACUAACAUUGGAAUUGGAGUUGAUUCCAAGGCAAUACAUAAAAGACCCGUAAACACAACUUGGAAGCAACCACAUAUGCCGCCAUGGAGCAUGUUCUGAUUGGCUAGUGAGAGGCCAAGCCUCGACACACCCACAACAUGUUUAUUCAUCAAAACCCAGCCCUUUUGUGCCAACGCCAGCAAGUGCGCCAAUAAUUGUGAUAGUUAAAAUAGCACAAAUAUUUCUGACACACCCCUGAACCUAUAGCGAAUAAAAAUAGAGCCCAUAAUAUUCAUUGUCAUAUGAAUUGUCAAAUGUUAUAAGAGAUUUCCUGUUAUAAUUUGUAUAAUACAGUGAGGGAAAAAAGUAUUUGAUCCCCUGCUGAUUUUGUACGUUUGCCCACUGACAAAGACAUGAUCAGUCUAUAAUUUUAAUGGUAGGUUUAUUUGAACAGUGAGAGACAGAAUAACAACAAAAACAAUCCAGAAAAAUGCAUGUAAAAAAUGUUAUAAAUUGAUUUGCAUUUUAAUGAGGGAAAUAAGUAUUUGACCCCCUCUCAAUCAGAAAGAUUUCUGGCUCCCAGGUGUCUUUUAUACAGGUAACAAGAUGAGAUUAGGAGCACACUCUUAAAGGGAGUGCUCCUAAUCUCAGCUUGUUACCUGUAUAAAAGACACCUGUCCACAGAAGCAAUCAAUCAGAUUCCAAACUCUCCACCAUGGCCAAGACCAAAGAGCUCUCCAAGGAUGUCAGGGACAAGAUUGUAGACCUACACAAGGCUGGAAUGGGCUACAAGACCAUCGCCAAGCAGCUUGGUGAGAAGGUGACAACAGUUGGUGCGAUUAUUCGCAAAUGGAAGAAACACAAAAUAACUGUCAAUCUCCCUCGGCCUGGGGCUCCAUGCAAGAUCUCACCUCGUGGAGUUGCAAUGAUCAUGAGAACGGUGAGGAAUCAGCCCAGAACUACACGGGAGGAUCUUGUCAAUGAUCUCAAGGCAGCUGGGACCAUAGUCACUAAGAAAACAAUUGGUAACACACUACGCCGUGAAGGACUGAAAUCCUGCAGCGCUUGCAAGGUCCCUCUGCUCAAGAAAGCACAAAUACAGGCCCGUCUGAAGUUUGCCAAUGAACAUCUGAAUGAUUCAGAGGAGAACUGGGUGAAAGUGUUGUGGUCAGAUGAGACCAAAAUCGAGCUCUUUGGCAUCAACUCAACUCGCCGUGUUUGGAGGAGGAGGAAUGCUGCCUAUGACCCCAAGAACACCAUCCCCACCUUCAAACAUGGAGGUGGAAACAUUAUGCUUUGGGGGUGUUUUUCUGCUAAGGGGACAGGACAACUUCACCGCAUCAAAGGGACGAUGGACGGGGCCAUGUACCGUCAAAUCUUGGGUGAGAACCUCCUUCCCUCAGCCAGGGCAUUGAAAAUGGGUCGUGGAUAGGUAUUCCAGCAUGACAAUCACCCAAAACACACGGCCAAUGCAACAAAGGAGUGGCUCAAGAAGCAGCACAUUAAGGUCCUGGAGUGCCUAGCCAGUCUCCAAACCUUAAUCCCAUAGAAAAUCUGUGGAGGGAGCUGAAGGUUCGAGUUGCCAAACGUCAGCCUCGAAACCUUAAUGACUUGGAGAAGAUCUGCAAAGAGGAGUGAGACAAAAUCCCUCCUGAGAUGUGUGCAAACCUGGUGGCCAACUACAAGAAACGUCUGACCUCUGUGAUUGCCAAGAAGGGUUUUGCCAACAAGUACUAAGUCAUGUUUUGCAGAGGGGUCAAAUACUUAUUUCCCUCAUUAAAAUGCAAAUCAAUUUAUAACAUUUUUGACAUGCGUUUUUCUGGAUUUUUUUGUUGUUAUUCUGUCUCUCACUGUUAUAGACCGAUAAUUUCCUUGUCAGUGGGCAAACGUACGAAAUCAGCAGGGGAUCAAAUACUUUUUCCCCUCACUGUAUUUGUUAUAAUACUGCUAGAGAAACAGAGAUUGAGUGAAUUAUAUAAUGAAAAUCAUGAUUUCUGCCUUUGUUUCCUUCUAGCCAAAUAGCGGAAUUGCAAUCAACACCAGAGUAUUACUACACUUUACUGCAAAGUGUUGAAGAAAUGAUGAAGUCUGAGGAACAGGAUGAUGACACACUGAAGAAGAAAGAUGCCUCGUUGACGUAUCAAGGUCGUCGAUAUGCCAAGAAGUCAAAGUGUUGUAAGUUUUCCCUUCACCAUGUCUGCAUGUUUGGGGUCACUUAGAAAUGUCCUUGUUUCGAAAGAAAAGCAAUUUUUUUUGUCCAUUAAAAUAACAUCAAAUUGAUCAGAAAUACAGUGUAGACAUUGUUAAUGUUGUAAAUGGCUAUUGUAGCUGGAAACUGCUGAUUUAAAAAAAAUGGAAUAUCUACAUAGGCGUACAGAGGCCCAUUAUCAGCAACCAUCAGUCCUGUGUUCCAAUGGCAUGUUGUGUUUGCUAAUCCAAGUUUAUCAUUUUAAAAGGCUAAUUGAUCAUUAGAAAACCCUUUUUCAAUUAUGUUAGCACAGCUGAAAACUGUUGUGCUGAUUAAAGAAGCAAUAAAACUGGCCUUCUUGACUAGUUGAGUAUCUGGAGCAUCAGUAAUUGUGGGUUCAAUUACAGGCUCAAAAUGGCCAGAAACAAAUAACUUUCUUCUGAAACUCGUCAGUCUAUUCUUGUUCUGAGAAAUGAAGGCUAUUCCAUGCGAGAAAUUGCCAAGAAACUGAAGAUCUCAUACAACGCUGUGUACUACUCCCUUCACAGAACAGCGCAAACUGGCUCUAACCAGAAUAGAAAGAGGAGUGGGAGGCCCCGGUGCACAACUGAGCAAGAGGACAAAUACAUUAGAGUGUCUAGUUUGAGAAACAGACACCUCACAGGUCCUCAACUGGCAGCUUCAUUAAAUAGUACCCGCAAAACACCAGUUUCAACGUCAGCAGUGAAGAGGCGACUCCGGGAUGCUGACCUUCUAGGCAGAGUUGCAAAGAAAAAGCCAUAUCUCAGACUGCCCAUCUUAAUCUUUUCUUUUUAUUGGCCAGUCUGAGAUAUGGCUUUUUCUUUGCAACUCUGUCUAGAAGGUCAGCAUCCCGGAGUCGCCUCUUCACUGUUGACGUUGAGACUGGUGUUUCUGGUUAGAGACAGUUUGCGCUGUUCUGUGAAGGGAGUAGUACACAGUGUUGUACGAGAUCUUCUCUUUCUUGGCAAUUUCUCGCAUGGAAUAGCCUUCAUUUCUCAGAACAAGAAUAUACUGACGAGUUUCAGAAGAAAGUUAUUUGUUUCUGGCCAUUUUGAGCCUGUAAUCGAACCCACAAUUGCUGAUGCUCCAGAUACUCAACUAGUCAAGAAGGCCAGUUUUAUUGCUUCUUUAAUCAGCACAACCGUUUUCAGCUGUGCUAACAUAAUUGCAAAAGGGUUUUCUGAUUAUCUAUUAGCCUUUUAAAAUGAUAAAUUUGGUUAGCAAACACAACAUGCCAUUGGAACACAGGACUGAUGGUUGCUGAUGGGCCUCUGUACGCCAAUGUAGAUAUUCCAUAAAAAAUCAGGCGUUUCCAGCUACAAUAGCCAUUUACAACAUUAACAAUGUCUACACUGUAUAUUUCUGAUCAAUUUGAUGUUAUUUUAAUGGACAAAUUUUUUUUUGCUUUUCUUUCGAAAACAAGGACAUUUCUAAGUGACCCCAAACUUUUGAACGGCAGUGUAUGCCUAUUAAAUUAUUAGGAAAAACUAAACAUAUAACCGAUUGUAGAUAUUGAGGACUUUGGAAACUUCCCAAUCUAUGCUGGAGCAGAAGAAGAAACUGUUGAGGAAAAACUUCUGAAACUGAGCAAAACUAAAGUGAUACCUCCCACUCCAAGGUAUGCAGACAGCAGCUCAGACUUGUGAAACUUGUCGCUGUCAAACCUUCCACAUGUCAUAAUAAAAACCACAAUAUAACCAGCAUUUACAUAAACAUUUGAGCUACCCACAAUAUAACCAGCAUUUACAUAAACAUUUGAGCUACCCACAAUAUAACCAGCAUUUACAUAAACAUUUGAGCUACCCACAAUAUAACCAGCAUUUACAUAAACAUUUGAGCUACCCACAAUAUAACCAGCAUUUACAUAAACAUUUGAGCUACCCACAAUAUAACCAGCAUUUACAUAAACAUUUGAGCUACCCACAAUAUAACCAGCAUUUACAUAAACAUUUGAGCUACCCACAAUAUAACCAGCAUUUACAUAAACAUUUGAGCUACCCACAAUAUAACCAGCAUUUACAUAAACAUUUGAGCUACCCACAAUAUAACCAGCAUUUACAUAAACAUUUACAUCAAGUUUGGUAUUUUGCUCCAAGAGACAAAUUAUGUCUGUAACAAGUUACAACCUCUCUUUUUUUAGAACUGUGCAAGAGAGAUUAGCAGAGUUUUUCUUCAGAUCAUGACCUUCAGUGUAUAUAAUGCUUAAUGUUUCAUUGAGACAAACUGACAGACAGUGUGUUCUAAAUUACUUGAAAUAAUGUUAUGAGACUUGAUGACAGUGUAAUGAAGGGUGCUAUAAACUAUGACACUGCUCUGUAAUGAAAAUGUACUUUCUUUUUCUAGUUAUAGGAGUGCCAUUUUGCCUAGCAAUCCACUGUACAUCCGAUGGGAAUUUUUCCGAUGUAUUUUGGCCAUAACGAUCAGCAUCAAUAGCUCUCUUCUUUUUGCUUUUCUCCACUACAAAAAAGAACUCUGGAUCUUGUCCUACGUUCUGGGCCUUUUUUGUUGGAUUGACAUGUAUAUCCGUUUGCAUGUUGCUUUUUACAAGGACAAUCUCAAAGUGGACACGCUGGAAACUGCAAAACACUAUGUGAAGACAAGCUUUCUAAUAGAUCUCAUCAGCUGUUUUCCCUGGGAAGUUAUUGGCUGGAUGGUGGUAUCCCCUUUUGAUGAGAAAGGAUUUUACUCCAACAGCGAAGCACUGCACCUAUAUGCAUAUCUCAGAGUCCCACAUCUUCUCCAGUUAUAUCGGAUUCCUCUUGCAUUUUCAUUCUGGCAAUCUGGGAUUGCAAGCGAAAAGGCGAUUGUCACAUUUGCUAAGUUCUUUCUGUAUUGCAUCCUUUUACUUCACUUCAGCACUUGCAUCGUUUUUGCAAUUGUAUGCCCUCCAGCAGACUUGUUUGGUGACACAACCAAUUACUUAUUGCCUAUGAUAAAGCACAACUGUUCAUCACAAUCCUGGGUGUAUCACUUGGACUACACGUUUAACACAGUGUAUGGUAAGUUCUAACUCAACUAGUUUGUUCUUCUACCACUACUAUUGUUGUACUACUAUCUAAACCAAAUUAUAAUAUCAUUCAUUUACUCUACAGUAUAAGCUAUCAAAAUGUCUGAAAGAUUAAAACAAAAAAUGGUAUGGAAAGUGUAUAGUGUAUAACUUACUUGAGGACUUUGUAUUGUCAUGGAAAACUCCCCUUCCCCUCAGAAACGGCUACCUUCACAGAACUGUAUUCCAUAAGUUUAUACUUUGCAACUACAACUCUCUGUGGUGUAGGAUAUGGUGAUAUUCAUCCUUAUCUAGCCUCUAUGGUAAGGUUAUUCAAAUUGCAAACAGUUUUAGGAUCAAUUAAGUCAUAAAUAACUCAAGAUCACAGCAAUAUGUUUUUAAAGCUACUUUAAAGGUUUAUAUGGUUAUUAUUAUAUGUACAGUAUUUGAAAGUAAUUGUAUUGUUUUGUUGUUUGUGUGUCUUUGCAGAAAAUUACCAUGGUCUUCAUAAUGGUGUCUGGAGCGUUGUAUUGUGGUUAUGUGGCUGGUACAUGUGCUGCUAUGUUAGCCAAUGCAGAUGCUACAAGGGAAGCCUUUACUGAGAAAAAGGAAAGCAUACAACUAUUCUUGAAGGUAAGGUUUUUCUUUUUGUAGAUUUGAUCUCCUUUGUGGCAACAUUUGUGGCUUACCUGUUAUAUUUUUGAGGUCUCAUUAUGUGCAAUUCUCUGCCUUAGAGUCAGAACAUUACAGGGGAUCUAUAUCACAAUACUGUGAACUUCUAUGCUUUCAAAUGGAUAAGAACGAAAGGACUAGACCAAGACACAUUGUUUCAGUAUUUGCCAUCAUCUCUACUCGGAGAUAUAUCUACAAUUAUCUACUCUGACCUUAUUGCAAAGGUACAUUUAUCAAUUUAUAUAUUUAUCAGCUUAGACUACCUUGAUUUAAUUUUGUGACUAAAGUAAGUAUACCGGUAUACACUUUUAUUAUUGUUUAAUUUUAGGCAUUUGGACUUGAUAUCAAGAGGAAGCAGCAAAGGAACUCAGUGGCACAAAAUCUAUCCCCACUUGAGAGAACAUUAUCUGGAAAGCUUGAUGUAAAAUAAUUUUUACUUUUUCCAGCUCGUAAGUAUUUUCUUCAAAUCUUUGCUUCAAAAGUAUUUCUGGAAGCUACGUUUCUUUCUGUUCUGCCAACUCUACAGGGACCCUUUUUUCACAAAAUACUGAGGAAAGAGAGUGUGGACCAGUUGGAAACAGAUGGAGGAUUCAUUCGGUUACUAGCUAGACAGAUUCGACCUUGCCUUUACAGAGCUAAUGACCUGAUAUGCAAAAGAAAUGACUUUGGAUCAGAGGUGUGACACAUGGCUCUGCUGUGUUUAGGUUUCCAUUGGCUAUGACAGCAGGGCUCAAUCCUAAUGACAGAAAAGGUGCACAUGAGAAUGUUGCUGUUGCUCUCUUCACCAUUUUUGUUAUUACUAGCAUUUUUGUUCCUAGAUGUAUUUCAUUGAAAAGGGAGAAGUAGAAGUCUUGUCACAGGACGAGUUGACUGUUAUCAUCAAACUGAAUGCAGGACAAUACUUUGGAGAAGGAAGCCUACUGUUUGCAGAACCUCGUGCAACCACAAUAAGGCAUGAUACUUUUGAUGACUUAAAACAUAAUUGUCUCUCAUUUAAAUAUACAAUUCUGUGUCUCUGAUCAAAUACAUUUUAGAUUGUAGCAUUGUAUAUGUCUUGUAAUAAUCAGUAUUGUACUGUUUUCUUGUGCGUCCCAGGGCUGCCACAAAUUGUGAUCUGUAUGUCCUCUCCAAGAAAAGCCUUGAUGAAACUGUAAAAUACUAUCCAGACAUUUGCAAACAGAUAAAGAAAGCUGCAGAAAUGAAACGUAAACAGCUACUGCAAAGAACAAUGGACAUGUCAAAAGUUCAGAAGAAUGUUUCAGCAACUGACCUACUUAUGAAUGACACAGGAUGUAAGUUGGCUGGCAUUACUUCAGUAAUGUUGCUAUAUUCAUGUGUUGAUGAAAUAGAAAGUUCUGCCAAAGCAAAUCUAUGUAACUCUUAUAAGUAUGGUAGUUGUACUGAGGCACCUUAUUACACAUUUUUAAACUCUGCCCCCCAAAAAUGUGUUUGUGCCAAAAAAAAGGGAAAAAACUAUAUCUUUGAAGUUAUAGGAAAAAGCUUUGCUUAGCUCUGCUGUAGUAUUGCUGCAGCAAACAUCUUUCUUAUACUUGUAGCUUUUAUGGGUUACACCAUUUAUGAAGUACAUUUAUAUGUGAGCAAUUUGUUUCUUCCAUCAGAUAUAAAGCUUUACAAGCACUGCAUGGCAGAAGAGGAAAAGAAAGCUAAGUUUAAAGACUUCCCAUUUCAUGUCCGAAUUAAGACGAGCUUCACUCAAUUCUUGAUCCGUUUUCUGUUGAACGUCAUCAGAAUCCACAACACAACAAUCAAUCCAGAGAGCACAGUACGUGUUGUGUAUCAGUACACAUCUUGCCUUCUGAUCAUCAUUCUGUUUUGGGCGAUAACAUACAUGGUAAGUGGUGCACAUUGUUCUCAGAAUUAUAAUUUGUUGUCACAUAAUAGUUUGACCCAUCCAUUAGUGGAGUUCUGCCUAUUAUCGUAUUAUUGACCUCAAGGUAAAAUAUCAGUCAAAUAGAAUAAUAAUCUGUAUGAAUAUUUGUGUUCGGUCACUUGAGUUGUAAGUAGUAUAAGAACAUAUUAACUAUUGAUUUCCCUCAAUUUCAGCCAUCUGUGUUCGAUCUUGACCGAGGCAUCUUUUUGUUCACAAUGAUUAUCGAAUAUAUUCAAAUGAUUGAGGUGAGGGACACAGCUCAUGAAUUUGUUAGUAAUCCAAAUAACCACUUUAGGGUCCUUUCAGUCUGUUGAUACAUUGUGUUUCCAUAAAUUAUAAUGUACACUACACCCACCAUUUUGUUUUAACCUUGUUGUAUUAAGCCUGUUUCAAUAUUUAUGCUAAUAUUCUUCAGAACGGAUUUGUUUUUAGGUCUUUGCGUAUGAUUACAUUGACAAUGUAAUUUUUCUUACAGAUCAUUUUGAAAUUUCAUAUUUGCUUCUAUGAUGAAGGUGGAUCAUACAUCUCAGACUACAAAUCUGUGUCACUGAGCUAUAUGACGAGGAAAGUGGGAUACAUUUAUGAUGUCAUAUGCUCAUUCCCAUACGCAUUUACAAUUUUGCACCUCAUGAAUCAAGUGUCACCAAUAGCAUUUCUGCAGAUAAUAGUAUAUGUUCGCAGUUUUCAUCUACUCCGGAUUCUGACUGUACUUGUCUUCAUGCACAAGGAGGAGCAAUCCAUCAUUACUAAGUAUGUGCACUAUGUUUUUGUUUAGUUUAGCAUGUUCUCAAUGCUGUUUUUACCAGUAUGUGUUUAAACAGUUGUGUGGUUUUGAAUGAUGCGGAAUAAAAGGCCAUGUUGUAGCUUCUGUAUCCUCUAAUCAUUUACAGUAUAUGUGCUUAUUCAGGAAUUUGAGAUGUAUUAGAUUAGACCUUUGUCCGGCCGGCCCAUACAAUUUCCCACUGUCAAGUUGUUUUGAUUGAUGUUAUCGCCAGUCUUUUGUCUCUAAUCUAUUUCUCUUCUAUUUUUUUUUUACAUUGACAGCUUGCUUGCCAUACGAAUCAUCAAGUACUUGGUCCAUGCAGUCCUGUUUGUCCACUGUACCGCAGUUUUAUUUCUUUUAUUUGUUAUACAUGGUGGCUUUAAUUCGUGGGUUGUCAACACAGGUAAGGUCAGCUAAAAUGGGUAAGGCAUGAUGAAUGAUUACGUUCGUUUUGGUAAUGAAAAUAAAAUAAAUGAAUACAAUUAAUUUAUUUAUUACAAUUAAUUUAUUAGACUUUUGACAGGGCUUUUAGUUUGACAUAUUCAAAAUUUCUGAGUUUCUAAAUACGUAAACACUAGAUUUAUUUGUGUUGUUUUUAUGUUGUGUUUUUACAGACGUGUUUUACCUCCCUGAUAUUUACCACUACUCCGUAUAUUGGACUUUAGCAACUUACACAACAACAGGCUAUGGUGAUAUCCGUGCAGUGACAUACGAAGAAAUGUUAUUCUCCAUUUUGAUAAUAAUUCUUUCCAAGAUGCAAGUCAGUUACAAUAUGGGACUUCUCUCAUCCACUCAAACAAACAAGCAAUCACUUCAAGUGGCGUAUGAAGAGAAGUUGCAGGUAUGAACAAUAAUACUCAAGACUAGAAUUUAAGUAGCUUUUGAUUUAAUGGAAUUCAGUCUUCAAAAGCUGAAAAUGAGGUACUGUUGCGAGAGAACUAUGAACUUGAAUGACUCAUCGUCUUUCUCUUCCCAUUUUAAUCCAGGCAGUCCAAAACUACAUGAUGGAUGAAAACAUUCCAUCAGCGCUGCAAAAUCGCGUCAUCCGAUUCUACAAUUACCGAUGGACACGAACCAAAGGGAUAGAUUCUGAAGAAUUGUUCAAAGAUACACCUCAUUGUAUGAAAGUAGACAUUUUCUCAAGGUAACUAGCAAUCCAUCAUUACUAAUGUCUGCAAAUGCUUAGUGAUGAAAUGUUAACGAACUGUUACAUACUGUACCAAACUACUGCUUAAUUAGAAAAACGAUGUGUACAAAAUAAGACCAUGUAGCAUGAGAUUAUGAAGCCCCGUAUUAUUUUGUCACCAUUUUAGAAUAAGUGUGAAUCUACUGAAGAAAAAUCAGCUCUUCACUCAUCUCUCAGAAACAUUCCUGAGACACUUGGCAACAAAGAUGCUGCUGAAAAGCUACACCUCUGGUAAACUUGAGCAUCAUAGGCUGAAUACUAACUAGAAUUUUAUUUUAUUUCUUUUUCUUUUAUUUCACCUUUAUUUAACUAGGUAAGCCAGUUGAGAACAAGUUCUCAUUUGCAACUGCGACCUGGCCAAGAUAAAGCAAAGCAGUGCGGAAAAAACAACAACAACACAGAGUUACAUAUGGAAUAAACACCUACAUACAGUGCAUUUGGAAAGUAUUCAGACCCCUUGACUUUUUCCACAUGUUGUUUCGUUACAGCCGUAUUCUAAAAUUGAUUGAUUUGUUUUCCCCCCUCAUCAAUCUACACACAAUACCCCAUAAUGACAAAGUAAAAACUGGUUUUUAGACAUUUUUGCAAAUUUAUUAAAAAUUAAAAAUAAAAAACGGAAAUAUGACAUUUACAUAAGUAUUCAGACCCUUUACUCAGUACUUUGUUGAAGCACCUUUGGCAGCGAUUACAGCCUCAAGGCUUCUUGGGUAUGACGCUACAAGCUUGACACACUUGUUUUGGGGAGUUUCUCCCAUUCUUCUUUGCAGAUCCUCUCAAGCUUUGUCAGGUUGGAUGGGGAGCGUCGCUGCACAGCAAUUUUCAGAUCUCUCCAAAGAUGUUAGAUCGGGUUCAAGUCCGGGCUCUGGCUGGGCCACUCAAGGACAUUCAGAGACUUGUCCCAAAGCCACUCCUGCGUUGUCUUGGCUGUGUGCUUAGGGUCGUUGUCCUGUUGGAAGGUGAACCUUCGCCCCAGUCUGAGGUCCUGAGCGCUCUGGAGCAGGUUUUCAUCAAGGAUCUCUCUGUACUUUGCUCCGUUCAUCUUUCCCUUGAUCCUGACUGGUCUCCCAGUCCCUUCCGCUGAAAAACAUCCCCACAGCAUGAUGUUGCCACCACCAUGCUUCACCGUAGGGAUGGUGCCAGGUUUCCUCCAGACGUGACGCUUGGCAUUCAGGCCAAAGAGUUCAAUCUUGGUUUCAUCAGACCAGGGAAUCUUGUUUCUCAUGGUCUGAGAGUCCUUUAGGUGCCUUUUGGCAAACUCCAAGCGGGCUGUCAUGUGCCUUUUACUGAGGAGUGGCUUCCGUCUGGCCACUCUACCAUAAAGGCCUGAUUGGUGGAGUGCUGCAGAGAUGGUUGUCCUUCUGGAAGGUUCUCCCAUCUCCACAGAGGAACUCUAGAGCUCAGGUUGUUGGUCACCUCCCUGACCAAGACCCUUCUCCCCCGAUUGCUCAGUUUGGCAGGGCGGCCAGCUCUAGGAAGAGUCUUGGUGGUUCCAAACUUCUUCCAUUUAAGAAUGAUGGAGGCCACUGUGUUCUUGGGGACCUUCAAUGCUACAGAAAUGUUGUGGGACCCUUCCCCAGAUCUGUGCCUCGACAUAAUCCUGUCUUGGAGCUCUACAGACAAUUCCUUCGACCUCAUGGUUUGGUUUUUGCUCUGACAUGCACUGUCAACUGUGGGACCUUAUAUAGACAGGUGUGUGCCUUUUCAAAUCAUGUCCAAUCAAUUGAAUUUACCACGGGUGGACUCCAAUCAAGCUGUAGAAACAUCUCAAGGAUGAUCAAUGGAAACAGGAUGCACCUGAGCUCAAUUUUGAGACUCAUAGCAAAGGGUCUGAAUACUUAUGUAAAUAAGUUAUUUCUGUUUUUUAAUUUAAUACAUUUGCAAACAUUUCUAAAAACCUGUUUUCACUUUGUCAUUAUGGGGUAUUGUGUGUAGAUUGCUGAGGACGUUUUUUCAUUUAAUCCAUUUUAGAAUAAGGUUGUAACGUAACAAAAUGUGGAAAAAUUCAAGGGCUCUGAAUACUUUCCGAAGGGACAGUAACUUCACAUUCUGCACUAGUAGUCUGCAGGGUGUAUGGUCGGUCCAUUUCAUUUACUCUGGACUUCAUUAACUAAGAUUCUGCACCUAACCACUUCUGAGGAAUAAUCUGACAGUGUGUAUGUACAUUAUCACAUGAGUUUUUCACAAGUAUUUUGAAUGGGGAACAGUGUAUAACCAAUGUAAACAGUGUAUACAUUUCGGUAUACAUGCUGAAAUGCUGUCUCUUCUAGGGGAAUACAUCAAUAGAAGGGGAGACUCUGGCCGUGGCAUGUUGCUGAUCCUGAUUGGUAAGGUGAAACUUUGCUCAUGGAGAACUGGAAAGGAGGUCAUUGAGUAUCUUACAACUGGAGCUGCCUUGGGAGUUGACUUGCUGCUGAAAUCCAAGUUGUGUACAUACACUGCCAUUGCUGAUAACUAUGUGGAUAUAUUUUUCCUGUCAAAAGAGCACUUUGAAGAAGUUGGGUCAUAUUACCCAGAUGUUAUGAAUAAGUUGCUAAAGAGAGCCUCAAACGUUAUCAGCAUGUAC